UUAUUCUUUAGUUUUUCGAGUACAUGAUUUAAAAAACGGAAAGAUGAGUUUACGCGAGCCGCCUUCACCUCGUCGUUACAGAUCACCAGAUCGUAAUAAUAGAACUGAGAAAGGUAUGCAUCGUUAUCGUGAUCGAAAUGCGCCUUAUUAUCCAAGUUAUAUACAACAUGACGUUAGAUCUGAACACCGCUGUAAAUAUUACGACCGUAAUAAUUAUCGUAGUCGAAGUAGGGAACGUCAGUACAAUGGAAACUCUCAAUGGUUCAAUAAUCGUACAACAAAACCUUCAUAUCACCGCAAUACACGUGAAAAUAUGCCGUAUUCAAAAAAUUGGGAUCCUUCAAGCGCACCACCUAGUGUACCAUUUAAUGAAAAUCAUAAAAAUCGUAAUAAUAGUACAUCGCGUGAAAUUGCUCCACGUUGCUCAAGCACUCCAUUUAAAGCCACUGAUUCGUAUGGCUUUGUUGGUACAAACGGUACAGCUACAGCAAGUGACCCAAAUCAAAAAGCCAAUUACACCAAGGUUUUGAAGCAUUUAGUAAUUUCACAUCUUUUAACACAAUUAAUUCCAGCAAACAAUAUAACUGAGCAACAUUUUGAAAAUUUUCCCUUAAAGGAUUCCGACAAGAAUGUCAACCAUGCGAAUAAAUAUGUUGAUGAUCAUGAUGAGGGCUACGAUGCUGAUUCAGAAGAUUGUUUUGAUGAUUUUUUUUUUGAAAACUUAUACUACUCCAGUAAGUUAAGAAAAGAAAUAAGAAAGUAUCAUGAUAUUAAGAAGGAAUUAAUGGAAAUUUCUGCCGAAAUCCAAAUCAAAGAAAAACAAGAUAGAAAUGGAGGCAAUGAUAAUAAUGAUAUUAAUGAUAAUAAAAUUUGCAAUGAAACCAAAGCUUCAACUAUAACUUCAGAAUCCUAGAAUAGCAACUUUUAGGAACCUAUAAUAUUAAUCAAGCAAUUGUUUGUUACUAUAUAUGCUGCCAAAAAAUUAUUUAUUUAAAAUAAAAAAUUAAUUAAUAAUUAUUGAUCAAUGUCAAAAUCGACAACUAUCGAUAAAAAUGAAAUGAAUUCAAG
Messenger RNA from Teleopsis dalmanni, 1068 nucleotides. RefSeq lists its product as uncharacterized. The transcript is spliced from 3 exons. The record is from RefSeq and is a predicted model, not a curated record. The coding region runs from base 44 to 913 and encodes 289 amino acids. NCBI's taxonomy places the organism in Eukaryota, Metazoa, Arthropoda, Insecta, Diptera, Diopsidae.